Messenger RNA from Hippopotamus amphibius kiboko, 4403 nucleotides. It is a transcript of the gene ST6GALNAC2, whose product is annotated as ST6 N-acetylgalactosaminide alpha-2,6-sialyltransferase 2. Gene Ontology annotation, molecular function: sialyltransferase activity. The transcript is spliced from 9 exons. Lineage: Eukaryota; Metazoa; Chordata; Mammalia; Artiodactyla; Hippopotamidae. Bases 9 to 1955 code for a protein of 648 amino acids. The record is from RefSeq and is a predicted model, not a curated record.
GGAACACAAUGCGAUUCAGGGCCCUGGCCAGUCACCAAAUUAGGGGGAUGAACAGCCUCAGCUCCCCCACCCAUCCCAUCCGGCAGGCCCCCGACCUGACCCCCUCCAGCUCCACCCAAGGUCUGAGCGGUCGGGCUUUGCUCCUCCAUCCUCCCCGCCCCUCCAAGGGGCCUCGGGCGUCGGGAAGCCGCGAGCCGGGGCCCCCGAGGCGCAGUGCGCGGCCCACACGGCAGGUGGCGGCGUCUGCCCGCGCCCCGCAGCCCCCGGGCUGCGCGCACCCGCCCUUGACGGUACCGGGAAGCGCCCUACCCAACCCCGCCUCGCGGCAUCCCUGGGCUGGGCGCAGGCAAGAGUCCCCGCCGUCCAAGUCCGCGGGCAGAGGACAGCGCCAGAGGGACGCGAGCGUCUCCGGGCGCCGACACGACACUCUCGCCUCCGGGACCAGCCGCGCAGCCCCUGAGGGUGCGGCGGCGUCGGGAGGCUCGGUGCGGGUAGAGGGGGAGCGGCUGGGCGGCAGGGUGCCUCGGGGGCCGGGCGGCCGACUCCGGGAGUCCGCCCCGGCGCACCCGGGCCUCUCCCCUCCUCCCGGGACGGCGGCCGAGGGGACGCCCGCGGGCCGGGGCUGCAUGGGGCUCCCGCGUGGCCCGCUCAUCUGGCUGCUGCUUCUGUUCGCGGCUGUCUGCUCGGGGAUCCUUGUCGCCCUGUACUCCUCGGCGGUGGAGUCGUACCCGGGGCCCGGGACCGGAGCCAGGAACAUCACAGCGUCUCAAGCUUUCUUUGGACCCAAGGCAUCGAAUUCUAGGACGAGAAAGAACCUGCCCUGUCGACACCCACUUCAGCUCGCCAUUCAGCGGCACCCUCACUUCCGGGAUCUGUUUAAUCUCUCCAUUCCAGUGCUGCUGUCAGGGGGCCUCUUCACCCAGGAGCUCUGGGACAGCCUGAGCCAGCACAAAGCCCCCUAUGGCUGGCAGGGACUCUCCCGCCAAGCCAUCACCUCCACCCUGAGCCUCCUGAAUGGCUCUGAGAGCACCAGGCUGUUUGCCAUCUCUAGGGAGCGGCUUCCGGGCUGCAUCCACUGUGCCGUGGUGGGUAAUGGAGGCAUUCUGAAUGGUUCCCGCCAGGGUCAGAACAUUGAUGCCCAUGACUACGUGUUCAGACUCAAUGGUGCUGUGAUCAAAGGCUUUGAGAACGACGUGGGCACCAAGACCUCCUUCUAUGGUUUCACUGUGAACACAAUGAAGAACUCCCUCAUCUCUUACUCGAACCUGGGCUUCACCUCUGUGCCGCAGGGACAGGACCUGCACUAUAUCUUCAUCCCCUCAGACAUCCGUGACUACCUGAUGCUGAGAUCGGCCAUUCUGGGUGUGCCUGUCCCUGAGGGCUCUGAUAAAGGGGACAGGAGGUCCUGUUGGGCGGGAAACCGCACGUGGUCCCCACGGUGCUGCCGGCCACCUUCUACACCCCCUUCUCCCGCUACUACGCCCAGCCCCGCCCCUACCGGUCCAUAUACCGCCGCCGUCCUAGCGCCUUUCUCCUCUCCUCGUUCCCCAACGGGCCGUACGACGGCACCGGCCGCUCUGUCCACUUCUAUCGUGGCUCCUAGGCCUCAGACCUAUUUUGGACCAGAAGCCUCCGCCAGAAAAUUCAAGCUACUCCAUCCAGACUUCAUCAGUUACCUGACAGAGAGGUUUUUGAAAUCAAAGUGGAUUAACACAAAAUUUAGAGACCUAUAUAUGCCUAGUACCGGGGCCCUCAUGUUGCUGACAGCUCUGCAUACCUGUGACCAGGUCAGUGCCUAUGGAUUCAUCACAAGCAACUACCAGAAAUUUUCUGACCACUAUUUCGAACGAAUAAAGAAGCCACUGAUAUUCUAUGUGAACCAUGAUCUGUCCCUGGAAGCCGCCCUGUGGAAGGACUUGCACAAGGCCGGUAUCCUCUGGCUGUACCAGCGCUGACCCUAAAGCACCCAAGACCUUUGUUUUUGCAGAGCUGUGGCCCUUGGCCCCUCAAGUAGCCAAAGCUGCCUUCUUGUCUUUUCAGCCUGAGAGAGACUCCAACUGUCCUUGACCACCCCAUCCCUUCUUCCCUACAGAGGUCACUGAGUGCAUGUGUGACUGUCACAGAAGCCUGUUCUUUGUGGGACACCCCACCCUGUGCUUGGCUCAUCCAAGACUCCUCUGUCUAAGGCAGACAUUCCAACCUUGGUCAAGGGAAAAUGAACUGCUCUGCUAAAUCUGUCUUUAAAACCGAAGACCACACUCUCAAGGUGAGACUGAACCUCACCAGCAUGAGGCAGGCAUCCUUCAGAGCUGAGCAAGUGACACCAAGGCAGCAGUGGCAGGGAGUGACUUUAGGUCAGUGGAGUGUCUCAGGGUCUCUCAGUUAACAAAGAUCAAGCAGCAGUAGAAGCAAAUGCACACUUCUCGGCCCAAAUCCUCCGACUAGCAUGUCCAGUCUCACACAAACUCAAGGACAUGUCAGAACAGCCUUUCUGAGAACAGGACAGACUUACUUCCGCCUCCUGAUAAAGUGGGAGCACAAAAGACAGAAUGUGAUUUGAAACUAGAUAACUGCACAAAUGAUGGAUAACCAUUGUGUCUUUGUGUGUGUUGGGGAAAGUAGUGUAUCAUGCAGGGUGUUCAGCAUGAAGAAUUCAGAAUUUAAGAACCACGGGAAAGCUCUGGUAUUUGAUGGGAGUCAACUGCAUAGAAGCCUGCUGGCCUUUGAUUAAAGCCCCACUGGAGAUGUAUUACCACCGUGUCACCAAAAGAACAUCACCAAGUAACGAAUCCUCAUUAUCAGACACUGAACAUCACAGCUUCAAUAACUUGACUUGAUAUAGGCAGUUUUAUUUUAGAUUACAUGGGCUUCUAUUAGAAAUGUAAACCGAGUUAUCACCAUACUGCCCCUUACGCAAACCCUGGGAUUUACUGUCCUGAUGCCUAGUCUGAUGUUGCUACGCCUGGCAAGGCAGUGGAGGGGGCAGGGAUGUCUCCACAGGUCUGGUUGGCAAGAGCCUCCCCACCCAAACCCUGGCCCCUGGGUCUGUGGUUUUGAAGGGAUGAUCCUAUCAGCACAUUUAACAAGAGGGAUGUAUCAAAACACUGCUCCUUAAGAAAUUCAGACGUGUCAUUUAAGAGAAUAGACAUUUAGGCUUUAAUGACUAAAGCAGCUACUUGAGAAACCAUAGCUUCCUGAUGUCUGCAUCCAUUUUCAUCCGUACUUUAUUCCCACCACAUCUGUAGUUAACAAAACCUGACAACUGCUUAGAGGGGUAUAAGAUCAACUUAGUGGGAAACUUAAAAAGAAAAACCCCAAAACAUCUGAUUGCAUCUUGUCUGUUACCCCCCAAUUAUUAUUCUCUGAAACUUUCAUUUAUGAAAGUGUAUGCUGAGUCACAGAAUAAAACAUUGCUUUGACAUGGGUCUCAAUCUGAAAUCCACAAAUGCUAAUAAGUCAUUUUUUAAAUUUGUUUCAAAGUUAAACCCAAGACACACUGACUUCACAGGAAAUCCACUGAGAAAUGUUUUUCUAGGCUGAACACCUGUUUCCCUUUAGUCUCCCCCAACAAAGCAUGUACAUAUUAAUCACUUUCAUUUCAUAAUCACAGCUGCCCCACCACUAUACCAAGAUCACUUAAACUGUGUGUGUGGUAUCCUGAAUGUUCUUAGUUAUACCCUAAUUUCACUAACUGCAGAUUUCCUGGGAUAACCUGUCACUUGAAUACUCUGGCUACUUUUGAAGAUGAAGUCCAAAGAACUCUUAAAUCAUUCUCCUUGGGGGGGUGGGGUUUCAUAGAUAUUAGCAACUACGACCUUUGGCUGUGCUGAUCCCAUCUGGAAUCACUGGGAGACAAUCCGUAAAACCAAGGAAUCGUUUGAUUCAAGUCCCAGAUGACUCUCCUUUUUGGAAGACAGUGAUCUGAGGAGCAGACUCUGGCAAGUGGCCAGUACCAGUACAGAGCAGUCAUGAAGUACUGGGGACAUUUAUAUUCAACCCCACUCUGAGUCAAACCUACAGGUUUAGGAAUUGCCUGGCAGUCCAGUGGUUAGGACUCGGCGCUCUCACUGCCAAAGGUCAGGGUUCAAUCCCUGGUUGAGGAACUAAGAUCUCACACUUAAAACAAACAAAAACCCCUACAGGUUCACUUGGGUCCCACAGAGCAGUCAAGUCCACACAGAAGCAGACUAUAACCCAGCAGGUAGACUUUACCACUUGCUAACACACCCUUUCACUUUGUUUUACUUCCGGCUAUAAGCUGCCUGGACCAGUUCAGGCUCUUUAAAUCUCACCCCAAAUAUAGUUUCCUUGGUGACCGAACAAAUAUGUGACCUUACACAUAAAGAGCUGCACACACCUCCCAACUUCAAGAGAAAAGAAAGGCAAUCUGUGUCCACUUCAAG